Chiloscyllium plagiosum (whitespotted bambooshark) is the source of this 1534-nucleotide messenger RNA. Its product is annotated as dysbindin. NCBI's taxonomy places the organism in Eukaryota, Metazoa, Chordata, Chondrichthyes, Orectolobiformes, Hemiscylliidae. Gene Ontology annotation, biological process: regulation of synaptic vesicle exocytosis; negative regulation of protein kinase activity; neuron projection development. Gene Ontology annotation, cellular component: plasma membrane; neuron projection; cytoplasm. The record is from RefSeq and is a predicted model, not a curated record.
UAACCGUCCCCCGGUGCCGCUGUCAGUCAAAGCGGACUUAACCCGCCGCGGCUCCAGGAUGACUCGCUUCCAGCGGCCCACUCAGUGAUCGAAGCUGGAGAAGAUGUUUGAGAAUUUCAAAGAGCGGCUGCUGAGCGCGCAGCAGGAUCUCAGCAGCGGUUUAAAGAUGCUGGGUGACAAAUCUAAAGAAGUAAAAAUUAAGAAGUCAAGCACAGCAGAUGGUUUGCCAAAGUUUGCUGCAGGAGCUGAGCUACUAAACAGAUAUGAGAAUACAUGGGCAGCUCUGCACAAACGAACCGAAGAGUGCGCUAAAGUUGGAGAGGUUGUAGAUGGCAAAGUGGUGGUACUGUCAGCGUAUUGGGAGAAAAGACGGAACCAGUUAUUUGAGCUGCAGGAACAGCUUGAAGAAAUUCCAGCGUUGUUAGUGGGCUUAGAUGCCCUGACAUCCAAACUUGCUCAAUUGGAAACAGAAUUUCAAGAGUUAGAGGGUCACUUACUUCACCUGGAGGAUAUCUGUGAACAAUGUGAACUUGAGCGUUACAAACGGUUUCAGAUCCUUCAGUUGGAAAACUACAAGAAACAGAAGAGAAAAAGAAUUGAAGCUUUGAAAGCUGAGUUGGACAGUGAACAUGCUCAGAAGGUGCGAGAUAUGGAGAACACACAACAGCUGAAACUGAAAGAGCGGCAAAAAUUUUUUGAAGAAGCCUUUCAACAGGAUCUGGAGCAAUAUCUAUCUACAGGACACUUGCAGAUAGCACAGAGGCGAGAGCCCAUUGGAAGUAUGUCUUCGAUGGAGGUAAAUGUUGACAUGCUGGAGCAGAUGGACCUAAUGGAUAUGUCUGACCAGGAAGCACUAGACGUGUUUCUCAACUCUGGUGGGGAGGACAGCAGUGAAAUCUCCCCAGUGUUAGGGUCCAAGUCUGAGUCACAACAAGGUGAAAUAACUCUGCAAGUGCCAAACCAAGAUGACCUAAGAUUGAAACUAUCUUCCUUCUCUUCUACCUCUGCUGACAAUGCCAGUCACAGUGUGAGUGAAGAUGAUACUCCACUAGUUCAGUCUGACGAGGAAGAAGUUCAAAUAGACACAAGCUUAGUCACAAUGAAUUCAGAUUUAAAAGAGAAUGCUGACAGUGAUUCUCAGUAAAGUGAGAUAUUAUUUGAAACUUUGUUGAAGGUUACUGAAUUUUGAAUUGCGUGAAAGAUAUAUAAUGGAUAAUCCACAUCCUUUCCCUUUUGAAAAAAUGUAAAUUCCUGUGUCUGCUGAUACUACAUGCUGUAGUAAGUUACCCAUUUACUUCAAAUACAGAAGCAUAUGUCGCAGGCUUGACUAACAAACCUUCCCAUCUAAGAUAUUGUUCACCUAUCUAUGCACUAUGCUUAAUGAAUCGAUAUGUUGCCUUAUUCUACCACAUAAUUCCCAACAUACAAGUAUCCUUUAAAUCCCAGUUUGCUUGUUUGUGUUUUUCACUAAGGCUCUUCUAGCUGACUUCAUUGUGCACUUUUCACCUUUAAAUUAAUAAAAGGUUUUGCAGUA